UUUAGAAAAAAAAAAUCUGGCAUCUCUGUAAAGACCGCAAAACGCCUCAAAACAAAAUUAAAAAAUAACCUCGCAUGCAUGUUAGCUGCCGGCCAACUUGAACGUUUAUAAUUGCGUAAAAAAGUAAUAUUGUAAAAUUCUGUAAGUUUGUCGAGUUUAUAACAACAGUGAUAAUGGAUAAAUCAUUCGGUUCUGUUUUUGGAGUCCCCAAAAACAUUUCCCGCUCACGGCCAUCGCUAAGUGGUUCACUAUUUUCGACCGGGGGACGUAAACAUUCCGGUCUUCCUGGCGGAUCAACCGGCCGCAUAGGGUCCGCCCGCUAUAGUUUAUCUACUCGCUCGAAUAUCUCCACUUUGCAAGUGGUUGCGAAAUCUGACUAUAAUAUCUUAGAAUGUUAUGGCUUACCUCUUCCGGUGCAAGUCAACGAAAUACUUGCCUUUGCCGAGCGAACUGCAGCCGUGUCCAUCAACUACAGUCCAAUCGGGUGGGCUUGGCUAGUGCACGGACGUCGGUUACUUAUCUGGCAAUAUCGAGAAAGCCACUUGAAAGCUAUGUCUUCAGCUUCGGGAGCCAUGGACAACCUUCCGACACCCAGGAGAGCACUAGCUAGUCAGUGUAGACAACUAACUCUCCCACACUGUGACAUAGGCCACAAGGCGACACUAGUGUCGGUAUUUAUUUGUGAAGGCCAUCAGAUGGCAUCUUGCUUAGCUGUGUCUCCCGCUGGUGAUGUUCGCUAUUGGCCGUCUAUAGCACACGACGGAUCAUCCAUCGAUGAAUGUAACAUUUUAGAAGGGCAGGAAUUUGAGGAGCUUGUAAGCCUAAGCAGCGGAAACUAUUUAUUGGUGACAACCACUUGCAGCCUGGUGCAAUUACAAAUUCAGUUACAGGGUGGAAGGCAAACCAUCAUUUCAAGACAAGUGAAACCACCAUCUGGAUUUUUUGGUGGCAUCGGCAAAAAGUUUGCUUCAAUUAUAAUUGGAAUGCACAGUACCCAAGAACGUGAGAAUAAACUUGUCAGAAUUAGCAGCGAAAAAAUAUCUAAUCAUGAGUGGCAUAUUACUUUGCUAGCUGACAAAUGGAUUCAGCGAUGGGCCUUCGGCCCAAGCGGAACGAACGAGCGAUUUUUGUGUGAAGAUGCGGAAAUCAUGCGCAAGAUCCGAGAUUUCUUUUUGCAUAAACUGUGGAGUGGAAUGCGAGGAGACAGCAGCGAAAUCGAACUGUGGACGCUGGAUAUGCAAUCAACGGAUCGCGGAGUAAUUAUACUAGCCGCAGGUUGCAAUUUGCAGCGCACGCCGCAGAUACACUAUGCCCUGUUGACGUUCGUGUAUAUUGAAUGCGAAGGAAUGAUCCUUAAAGAAAAUGCAAUUUUAAAGUACAAAGGUUUCUAUAACCGAGACCGAGAAGAAGAAUGUCUCGAAUUUAAAUUCGUGGCAAAUAGAGCCAUAGCAUAUGUCUAUAAUGACAAGGUCAUAUUCCCGGUUAUGUUGGACAGACACGCGGGAAGUUCUGCGAACAGCGAAAGCAGCAGUCCAUCAGAAGAGUUAGAAAAAAUAGAGUUCAACGUUCAAGACGAUUGUAUUUUGGCAGCCAACUGCUUCCAGAACAUGGCCCUCUUUUUCUCUAAAAUCCACGGAAUGGUUAUCGUUACGCCAUCAGAUUUUGAACCAAACAGUGAGGUGUUCAACUCAUCUGUUUCAUCCGAUGUAUUCAAUCCUAAUGUUUCGGUCAAUGAUACUGUCUUUAUAAAUCAAUCAAUUUUUGCUCCAGCAACAACCAAUGCCGGAAACCUUAUAAUGUAUGAUUUAGAUCCAGAAGAAAUCGGAAAUAUCGAUAAAGACUCUGUCAGCCAACUGAAGGCUGCUUUCAUUUACCAUAUCAAGCGAAAUAAUACUGCCUCGAACGACAUCAUCAACUCAAUUCUCCAAAAUGUUGAAGGAAAAUCGUUAGACAGUGAGUUGGAUCAUAUAGUGCUUAAAAUUGCUGAAGAUCUCGCUGAAGAUAUUCCAGCAGCCGAUCCUCGCUGGGAGGUAACGUCAAAACAUGCCCUCGGUUCGUCUACCUCAAUGCAAAUUGUUCAGCAGUUGCGAGAAAAAAAUAUAGCCUUAAUACAGUUCCUUGAGUUUCUGCAUUCCUCCACUCUUUGGGACAAACUUACUGCUAUCAGCUCAGGUGAUACUAUUCGCCCCACGGCUCACAUUCUAUCGGAUAUUGCAGAGAAAAUUGUUGCAGCAAUCGCCAUUAAAUGUCUUCACAACAACCAUGCUCGCAUUAUAGAUGAAGCUAUCGAUAUUGUUUCGAUGGAUGGAAAUCGUGUGCCUCCAUCUCCAAAUUUGACAAAUCAAGAUCUGUUUUAUGUGCAGACUAGUCGAAUACAUGAAAUCUUCAAAGUCUUUGCCGAACUUGUAGAGAACUAUAUCAAACAGGAGUUAUCAACGAUUCAGGUGCAAACUGCGUUAGUAGAAGUUAACACAAUUACGGUAACUGUGCUACAAGAAGUAAUGAAGUUUCGCGAGUCGAAAACUGACCUGUUUGUUGUGCGAAAUGAACCGAACCAUUACGAGUAUGUCCCGUGGACUGCGUCGUCAGGAAAGUACGGUUUAAAGGAUAUUCUGCUACAUAUGAUCGGCUGUACGCUAAAAUAUGGUAUCAAAGGUAGCGGCGAACCAGAGUUUCGCAUUAAACAUUUUAAACAGAUGACCGAACUAAUUGAUUUUGUGCUGGAUGGAAGGAAAAAAUAUCUAGAAAGUAUUCAGGAUGAGGGCAAACGUGCGGUUUUGCAGCAGCAGUACGAAUCGCAGAGGAGUGAUUUAAUAUUUCCUCUAGUUGAUUCUGAACAAUACGAACUGGCAGCUAAACUGGCCGAAAAAUAUUUGGAUUUCCAGAUUCUAGUUGUCAUCUGCGACAAAACAAACAACCAGGCACGAUUGGACGACUACAUCGAACGCUACAAGGAGGAAGACUUUUCACAAUUUGCUAUAAGCUGGCAUAUGCGGCAGAACAAGCAGGGUGAUAUCUUCCAGAGGUUCAAGGGCAAUCAGGCAGAGUUGGCACGAUUCCUCUGUGAUCACCCUUCCCUAGCAUGGAUCCAGUUAGUGUUCAACGGAGAACUAGCUCAGGCCGCUGAAGUGCUACUGAAUCUAGCACAGCACGAAAAAGAACUACUCAGCCGAAAACGGGUCAUGCUUUCACUUUCAAAGCUAUGCGCCCUGGCAGCAGAAGGCGACUUUAGUUCCCAGAUAGCGGAGAUCAACUCCGAAGCAAAGUUGCUAGAUCUACAAGAACAAAUUCCACUAGAAAUUCUGAAUAUCUACGGCUAUGAUACUAGAAAUGCGAAGGUGCUUACACCGGAAGAAAUAGUUGAUUUAUUCAUAGCCGAUGAAUACAACAAGUCAUCCGAAGCCGAAUUUCGCAAAGCCCUCGAGCUAUUGGACUUUGUAGAAGAACCUAUGGAGGUCAGACACAAAAUCUGGUGUGCAGCAAUUAUGCGGGACAGCUGGGACAGCUAUAAUCGCAAUGCUCCGCUGGACACAAUGCAAAACAUGAUGUUCUUCCGCUUAAUUGAUCUGUGCUUCAUUUUGGACGGUGAAUUGGAAAAUUUCCUACCUCCGGUUGAAAGCUUUCUCACAGCCCCAGAGCUAGGCGAACUAGCAGAAAGUAAAUCAUUUCAGUAUCUGAUAAAGCUAGGUUACGAACACAUCUAUGAUUCGUACAGAAAAUAAAAUGAUACAUAAGUUGACUGUAAAACACACGCAUGUAUAGUAACUAAUUUUACUUUCUGAAGAAACUCUGCUAAGUUAAAUUUAGCUUUGAAAUAAACUUUCAAAUGAAAAAUAAA
This is a messenger RNA of Wyeomyia smithii (pitcher-plant mosquito), 3838 nucleotides long. RefSeq names its product nuclear pore complex protein Nup133 (gene Nup133). The record is from RefSeq and is a predicted model, not a curated record. NCBI's taxonomy places the organism in Eukaryota, Metazoa, Arthropoda, Insecta, Diptera, Culicidae. Gene Ontology annotation, biological process: poly(A)+ mRNA export from nucleus; transcription-dependent tethering of RNA polymerase II gene DNA at nuclear periphery; protein import into nucleus. Bases 174 to 3722 code for a protein of 1182 amino acids. Gene Ontology annotation, cellular component: nuclear pore outer ring. The transcript is spliced from 5 exons. Gene Ontology annotation, molecular function: protein binding; structural constituent of nuclear pore.